Zychaea mexicana is the source of this 913-nucleotide messenger RNA. RefSeq lists its product as uncharacterized. The record is from RefSeq and is a predicted model, not a curated record. Bases 122 to 700 code for a protein of 192 amino acids. The transcript has 3 exons. Lineage: Eukaryota; Fungi; Mucoromycota; Mucoromycetes; Mucorales; Lichtheimiaceae.
GUGCCCUCCUUUGUUUACUGAUCUUCUUGACAACAACAACAACAACAACGAUUUGCUCCUGCAGCAUUCACCAUCACCCCCACCACCACCACCCUCCUCAACAACAACAUCAGCAUCCAGAAUGUUCCCCGAGACAAGCGAUGAUGUUGCGCGCAAACUUCAGCAAUUGUUAGGCACAUCCAUGAACAACAACAGUAGUAGCAGCAGCAAGAGAACAUCACGGCAGGUUCCGUUUAAGCCUCGCGACGAACGGCCCAAUGGAUUUGUGGUAUCGUCUGUUGGCAACGGCAUCAAUAAUAAUGAUGCGUCUAGCGGAGGCGCUUGCCGUAGCACCCAAGUCAUGGACAAAUGCCGCAUGCUUACUGAGCAAAUGACCCAGCUGACAGCGUCGGUACAAUCGCGAGCGGCACACGAUUCCGGAUAUGAUGUCCGUCGCUUCAAUAGCAACGAGUUGGAAGAAAUCAAAUUGUCACUGGGCCAUUAUCGCAACGAACGACGUGCGUCGCAGUCUCCUCCACCGCCUACCUCCCAACCACCUACAACAACAACAACAACAACACAUGCUGCUACAGCCUUCGAUCCCGAGAGCUUCUUGGCACGCAAGAUCAAGCAGGCUCACGCAGAACGCGACUUUUUGGAUCGCUCGACAACUGAUUUCAAAAGUCGUGUGCUUGCCGAGUUUGGUCGUCAACAACUGUAAAAGCAAACCCCCUUCCACCUCUCUAUCAAUCUUCUCCCAAGUGUCCUGACAUUUCAUCACACUUGCACGUCAAACCUUACCACCUCCAGCACGCACAUUUUCUUUUUAUAUUAUUAUUGUCAUCAUUAUUCCCAUAUACAACCAUCGACUUCAUCGUCAUAUGCCAAUCACCCCUCACAAAAAAAAAGCUCACUUUAUGUUGUAGAUAUCACU